CGUCUCUGUCCUGUUUCAAUGGCGUCCUCCUCCGAGCCGAGGUGAGGGGAAAGAAGAAGACGACGCGUUGCAUUUUUUGGACACUAAUCAAUAUUUUUUUCUCCUUAUUUAUUGUUAGAUAUGUAGUCCUCCGAUCUCUCUCUGUAAUCUGUAUCAGUAGCUGAAUCUCCUCCAGCUCUCCCCUUAUUCUGUCCACCUAACCCUCUCGCUAACACAAUCAAGGUGGGCAUAAGGGAGCAAGUAAAGUUGCAGAAAGCGGGGAAGAGAGCUUUAGGGAUUGUUCGCCGCGCCCUAAGCUGGGAAAUUGAUGCCGAAUGGGUUCGUCAUCGGGCUCCGGGAGUAGCCAUGAUUUCUCAUUCAAGAUUUUGAUCAUCGGGGACUCUGGAGGUUUGGGUUUUAGGGCAAAAUUAUUAUUGGAGAGAAGGCGGAUUAUUAGGGCAUAUUUUAUAAUUAAUUUGGGCAUUAAAGCGCUUGUUGGUUUCGUAGACCAAGGUGUGGAUUUUAAAAUUAAACAUCUUACUGUUAGUGGCAAGAAGUUGAAGCUUACAAUAUGGGACACAGCCGGGCAGGAGAAGUUUAGGGCGCUAAACAGUUCCUAUUUCAGAAAUGCUCAAGGAAUUAUUCUAGUUUAUGACGUGACUCAGAGAGAAACUUUCACAAACUUAUCUGAAGUAUGGGUAAAAGAAAUAGAACUCUAUUCCACCAAUCAAGAUUGCAUCAAAAUGGUUGUUGCAAAUAAAGUUGAUAAGGAGAGUGAAAGGGUGGUAACAAAAGAAGAAGGCAUCGCCUUUGCCAAAGAAUACGGAUGCGUUUUUCUUGAAUGCAGUGCCAAAACAAGAGCAAAUGUGGAUAAAUGUUUCAAAGAACUUGCUCACAAGAUUUUGGAGGUACCAAGUCUGCUGCAGGAAGGCUCUACAAUUGUAAAAAAGAACAUCUUGAAACAGAAACAAGAAAGCCAUGGAACCUCAAGCGGUGGUUGUUGCUCUUAAGUUCAGAAUCAAACCACCUUGACGAAGGAUUUGCGGCCGCCGGUCGACCGGAGUGGUUUUAUCUCUUCCGAAGUCGAUGAAGGAAGCCUCGCUCCAAUUCUGUAUAUGGUUUGUAUCUGUUAGUUCAUUGUUUCAUUUAUGUGAAUAUCAACUUGGUAUUGUUAUAGGUGAGAGAGAAGAAGGCUUGGUGAUUAGUUUGUGUAAAUUUGAAUUAUUAUAAUUGGUUGAUUUCUGUUUCUGGUGUGAUGAUUGUAUUUACUUUUCAUCAUUUAUGGCUUGAAGAUUGAUUGGUAUAUGUCCCCUAAAUUUGUUGAU
This is a messenger RNA of Phalaenopsis equestris, 1304 nucleotides long. RefSeq names its product ras-related protein RABC2a-like. Gene Ontology annotation, molecular function: GTPase activity; GTP binding. The coding region runs from base 315 to 989 and encodes 224 amino acids. NCBI's taxonomy places the organism in Eukaryota, Viridiplantae, Streptophyta, Magnoliopsida, Asparagales, Orchidaceae. The transcript has 7 exons. The record is from RefSeq and is a predicted model, not a curated record.